Molecule: messenger RNA, 805 nt
Organism: Papaver somniferum (opium poppy)
Lineage: Eukaryota; Viridiplantae; Streptophyta; Magnoliopsida; Ranunculales; Papaveraceae
Exons: 2
Coding region: 223-636 (137 amino acids)
Source: RefSeq, a predicted model, not a curated record
ACCAAACGCAGCCAUCUUCGUCUCUCUCGUUUCCCAUCUCUAAUCCUCCAAAACUCUUUUAUUUUGAUUUUCUCUGUUUAUAGAAUGAAUUAUUGGAAUGAUCCUCAGAAUCUAUAUACAUAUACACGAUCAAAGAAAACAGACAGCAUUAUGAUUUUUCCUCUCAAAUAUUUGUCAUCAAUCACCGUCUUGGAUCUAAACCGGCUGUGAACAUUCGUUAAGAUGGAUAACAAGACAUUUGGGUUUAAAGAUCCACAGAUCUUCUGGGGAGGGGGUUACAUCAACGAAGAUGGUUAUACUUUAUUCAGGUUUGAGACCCAGAGCGGAUUUGACUCCUUCUGGAAUGCAUUGAGGGCCUCUACAAGUCGUUUUGUGGGGAAUUACUUCCUCAACGCUGAGUUCGAAAAGGGUGAUGACAACUACCCAGACCAGCUUCUAUCAUGGCGGAAAGAUUUUGAAAUAUGGUCUGAAGCGCAUGUAAGGAGCUCAUUGAUUCGUGUGAUCAAUCGGCCCUACCCACUCAAGAGCAGUACGAGAUUAUGGAAAGGUGCGCAGCUGGCAUCCACGGUGCUGCUGGCUGGAGGGGUUGGAACCUGCAGGUAUCAUCUGCGGGAAGGGAAGCUUACGGGGAAUUAAUGGCAGUACUGAACCUAGAUAAGGCACGUCUUGGUGGUUGGUUUCGUGGAGCACCAGCAGAUCCCAGGAAAGAUAGAAAGUCAGUUGCUGAUGUCCUUUCACUAUUAGAUCAAUUGAUGGAAGAGUUUGUUGCAAUUCUCACAGCUGCUGAUGUUUGAUGAUAGGGUCA